Staurois parvus is the source of this 496-nucleotide messenger RNA. NCBI's taxonomy places the organism in Eukaryota, Metazoa, Chordata, Amphibia, Anura, Ranidae. The record is from the annotation of a GenBank genome assembly.
GACUGGUGCCUGCUGCUCCGCGCCUGGUGGCCUGGUUGCUACUGCUCCGCCUGGUGGCCGGUUGCCUGCUGCUCCGCUUGGUGGCCCGGUGCCUGCUGCUCCGCCUGGUGGCCCCGGUGCCUGCUGCUCCGCCUGAUGGCCCGGUGCCUGCUGCUUCGCCCUGAUGGCCCGCCCAAUGUGCCUCUGUCCGGUGCCCAGCCCGAUGUGCCUCUGUCCAGUGCCCAGCCCGAUGUGCCUCUGUCCGGUGCCCAGCCCGAUGUGCCAGUCUUUGAUAUCCCGCCAGUUACCGGACCCGGGCGGUGGAACAUUAUGCCCAGCUAGGACUGUUUGGAGCGUCCUGAGGCCGCUCCUUGAGGGGGGGGUACUGUCAGGAAUGGAUUUGCCAAUAAUGGUGGACUCACCUGCCUUGUGGGCUGCAGUACCAGGGCUGGCCAGCGCGGGUGCUCUCAGCAAUCAGAGACUAACCCCUGCAAUCAGCCAAACAUCUGAAGCUGAU